Molecule: messenger RNA, 3769 nt
Organism: Dicentrarchus labrax (European seabass)
Lineage: Eukaryota; Metazoa; Chordata; Actinopteri; Moronidae
Gene: slc22a31
Product: solute carrier family 22 member 31
Exons: 9
Coding region: 69-1955 (628 amino acids)
Biological process (GO): transmembrane transport
Cellular component (GO): membrane
Molecular function (GO): transmembrane transporter activity
Source: RefSeq, a predicted model, not a curated record
UCCUCCUCCCUGCGCUCUCUACCUGCUGCUGCGUCGCGCUGCUGUUGAGUGUGCGCACUCACUGCGCAAUGGACACAGAACCAUCUGUUACCGCCAACACUCGCUUUCAAAUGGAUUAUGAGACCAAGAUUUUCCCUCACACCGGCGGCUAUGGACGCUACAACCGAAUCGUGGUCGUAUUCAGCUGGUUCCCCAACUUCGCGGUCAUGUUGAAUCUAUUUAGCGACGUGUUUUACACCCUAAUCCCGGACUCGUACCACUGCAAACCCGACCCGCAGCUUCUGCCUUCCACUUUCCUCCUCAGCAACUUCACCAGACAGGGGUACCUCAACCUCACCAUCCCCUGGGUGAACGGUACCGGUCUCAGCCACUGUGAACUCUUUAAGUACACAUCCAACACCUCAGAUUUUUCCGAAAAUGUGCCCAGGGAGAGGGUGUCCUGCACCAAAGGGUGGGAGUACGCGCAUGUAGCCGGGCUCCAAAGCAACUUUGUUACUGAGUGGAACCUGGUUUGCAGUGACUACUGGAAAAUCCCUCUGCAGCAUAUCUGCUUCAUGACAGGAUGGAUUCUGGGAUACAUCGUCCUUGGUACAUUGUGCGACUGGUUGGGUCGUCGGCGCUGUUUCCUCCUCUCCAUCAUUCUGUCCAGUCUGGUAGGGGUGGCCGUGUGUUUGUCCAACAGUGUGGUGGUAUUUUUGCUGCUGCGUCUCUCUCAAGGCACCAUGCUCGCUGGCGUGUUUGUAUCCUCGUACAUUGCCAGGUUGGAGCUGUGUGACCCUCCCCAUCGUCUGAUGGUUGCCAUGGUCAGCGGCUUCUUCGCCGUGUUCGCAGAGCUGCUGUUGCCGGGCAUCGCUGUCCUGUGCCGCGAUUGGCCCGUUCUCCAGGCUGUGGCCACUUUGCCUCUGCUCCUGCUGCUUUCCUAUUGGUGCUGUGCGUCUGUGUUUCCUGAGUCUCCUCGCUGGCUGCUGGCCACAACUCAGAUCCCCCAGGUGAAGAGGAGCCUGCAGGAAUUCUCCACCAGGAACGGUGUUUGUCUGCGAGAUGAAAUCUACCCCGGUGAAACCCUGCUCUCAGAGAUAGAUUCAGCAUACGGAGAAGACUGUCGGCCGCAGUACUUUUCAGUUCUGGAGCUGCGUUGGACUCGUGUUAUCUGGAAGAACUGCCUCAUCCUCAGCUUCACACUAUUCAUUGGAACGGGCAUCCAGUACUGUUUCACCAGAAACCUGCACAGUUAUUCCACCAACUUCUACUUCAGCUACUUCCUCCGAGUUAUUACCGGAGCACUGGCCUGUAUCUUCAUCUGCUUGUCUGUCAAUCACUUUGGUCGGCGUGGUAUGCUUCUGCUGUCUGCCAUCAUCACUGGACUGUCAUCGCUGCUGCUGCUGGCUCUCACUCAGUACCUGCAUGGAGGCCUGGUGUUGGUGCUCUCCGUCGUGGGUCUGCUGUUCUCUCAGGCUCUCGCCAUGCUCAGUGUGUUCUUUGCCUGUGAGGUGAUGCCGACUGUGGUUCGCGGUGGUUGCCUCGGCCUGGUGCUGGCAGCAGGUAGUGUUGGCAUGGCCGCCUCCUCCCUGAUGGAGCUCCAGAAUAACGGUGGCUACUUCCUCCACCACGUCAUCUUUGCCUCCUUCGCCGUUCUCUCCGUUCUCUGCAUAAUGCUCCUACCUGAAAGCAAACGCAAGCCUCUCCCAGACUCCCUGAAGGAGGGCGAGAGCCAGCGCAGGCCUCCUCUCUUUCUGUCACGGCCCGACAGGGACAACCUGCCAUUACUGUGCACCCGGCCCCCUUUGUCGGAGUACAACCCUGACAACUAUUCCCGCUUGGUCUCUGCCACCAGGAAGAUGUUGACUAAAGAUAAUUUGCCUUAUAGGAUUGCGGUGCCAGGUCAUCCACCUCUGCUGUCAGACAAUGAAACACAAGGAGAGGAGGAUGAGAAACUGAGGGAAGCUGUACCUUAACUCUAUUAACAGACCCUCCUCAUCCUCCUCUGGACAGACUUGGAUUAUCCCUCCUCCUUCUUCUACACAUACCUCUACAGACAGUCUACCACCAUCCUUCAUUUAAUUAUUGUCUGGCUGGUCAUAACUCAACUGAAGAGCUGACCUUGGCUUGGAUGAAGUGCACUUUAGAGCAAUGGCUCCAAGUCUAUAACUUUUCAACAAUAGAUCAUUGUCUUCUUAUAUUUUGCACUAGAAGCCGUUAUUGUGCUGUGACAUUUUCUAAUGUACAUUCAAGUUCUGCACUAAAAAACAGUAGCCUUCUUUAGCUAAACUUUUUUUUCAUCCAAGCCUUUGUGAGAGCUAAAAAAACAAUUAUUACACUGUUGAUUAUGUUGGCCAUUGCAGCUGAGGCCACACUGCUCAUCUGUGUGAAGGGAUUCAAACCAAGUUUCACCAGAGAAGCUCACUCAACCGUGCGGUCGCUGUCUAUCAUGUGAGCAGCAAACCUUUGUCCAUUUAUUAGUUACUCAUGCAUUUUUGAUUAGGUCUGUAUUAGGUCCGUCUGAUUCACUAGCAGUGCUGAGAGGAUCCCAACAAGCACCGGGACAAACAACACCAGUUCGCUGUUGUUUUAGAGUUUCGUGUUAUACUUGUGAAGCACACAAGAGGGCGCUAAAUGAUGCACUGAUCAUUGAAUAUGAUGAUGGAUAUUUCUCUUUCCUUCCUUGUGCCGUUACCAAACCUUAUUAAUCCAAAUAUUUUCCUGAGAAGUAUUUUGUCAAAUAUUUGGAUGUAUUUUUGUGGGCAAAUAACGCCAAUGCCCAACCUUGUUAGGUUAUAAUCUAUUAUUUAAAGGUGCUAUUUUUACACAACUUUUCUCUUCAAACACUGAAAGUAGCUGUAAUAUGAAUUUGCAAAUGUACUAACCACUGUAGCUGACAAACAAAAUGUAAAUAAAGAUAAAAAAGUAGUAAAAUGAUAUGACUGAUUUCAAAGCCUUAGAAUUUAACAUCACCAAUCUUAACUGAAGAGCAUUAGAUAUUUUCACAGUUACUCCCUGAUAUAAGUCCUCUUUUUAUAUUUAAUAUUUAAAGAACCCCUCCAGAUUUGUAUUAAGACAUAACAGAGAAACUUUCCACUUUCAGCAGGAAAUAAAAACAUAUUUAUGAGUGGAGGGGGACUUUAAGGAUAAAUAGUGAGGACAUUCUGUCACGUUACUGAAAAGGAUGCUAAACUCUUCAAGGUUGCCGUGUAUGUAAUAGGAGACAAACACACUAUUUGAUUGGCCUUCAGGAGCUGCCAUUGUGUAAUAGUUUAUAAUUUCACCUUCAGUGAGCCAACAAAGGUGCUUUUGUAUUGAUUGAAGGUCCUACAGUCGGUCAAAGAAAUGCAUGUUACCAUUUUAUUAUGUGGAAUCUCUUUCCAUUGAAUGUUUGCCUAUCCGUGUCCUUUUCAAGUGAAAAGUGUUGUUACUUAGAAGUAUUGACUUGUUUUUAUCUUAAUUAUGCCAUCACUUCACAGAACUUAAUCGACCCCAAAGUAAAAACAGUGGUGGAAAAAAGCCACAGGGAUGUCUUGCAUCUAUGAGGCGUUACCCUCUCAGAACACUAGAUGGAGCACUUCUCUUGGACAUGAACUGUACUGCUUCCUGUGAAAAUGUCAGUAUACUGAUGUUGAGGAAUAUUUUUGUGUAAGUGUAUUCAGAUUACAUUUGUGUGACUUUAUCGGUAUCGGUAACGUUUGCCCACAGCAGCCUCUUUCUGACAGUCUUAUGUUGGGCUACAACAGCCAGACCAGUUCAAUAAACUCAACUUGGUCCAUCAUGAUAAUAA